Mytilus californianus (California mussel) is the source of this 20438-nucleotide messenger RNA. RefSeq lists its product as uncharacterized. NCBI's taxonomy places the organism in Eukaryota, Metazoa, Mollusca, Bivalvia, Mytilida, Mytilidae. The record is from RefSeq and is a predicted model, not a curated record. The transcript has 8 exons. Bases 1 to 2232 code for a protein of 743 amino acids.
AUGAGCAAACUGCUUGACAAGUUAGCUGAACCAGCUGAAAAAGCAAUAAAACAAUUAGAUGAAAUAAAAUUUCCAAUGAAGCAGAGGUGUCGACGUAUGAUUGGAGGAUUUUGUAGUGUUGCAAAAGGCCAGACUGAUAAUGACAUAAUAAAAAAGGCAUAUCAAUUUGAAGGAAGUACAGAUUUGCCUACACCAAAAGAGAUAAAAACACAAUAUAAUCAAUUACUAAAAGACGUUGAUAAAUCGGGACAGACGGCACACCUUCUGAUUAUGAAAAUUCUGAAUGUAAAUGAUGGUGACACAAUUAGUUAUCACUUGCCAUUAUUGAUUGGUGAUUUAGAAUUGUGUUGUCAAGGUGAUGUCACCGUGUGGAACUCUUCUCGUAAGAAAACAAAUAAGAUAGAAUGGCCGAUUGUUGAUGGCAGAUUUAAAGCUUUGGUAAAGCUUGUUUGUGGAAAGAAUUUAAUAUGCAUAGAAUGGGGAAGCGAACUUUUGACUUUGACUUUGUUUUUCCAUCCUCCAUUAUUCAGACAUUAUGUACGUCCAGUUUACAUCAUUUGUUCCGAUGACGAUGGUUAUUUUCAAGGGCCAGAUGAUGAAGAUUGUUCACCACAAUGUGCACAAGAGAAGAUAACUCUUGCAGCUAUGUUAAUUCAGUCAUUUACUGCUGAAAAAAUGUCAGAACAUGGAUUCGAAAAAACUACAUUCCAGCUUGAGCAUGGCCAAGGCAAUGAACCGGGUUGUAAAAUAUUCCAAAGCAAACUAACUCAAGAUGAAGCUCAUAGUAUGACAGGUGACGAACUGUGGUCGUACUUUGCGCGGGAACUUAUUGAGUUUGAUUCAGCAUCUAAAGACUAUUGUAAAUGGUUUUGUUUUAUGUCAUUUACGAGAUAUUUCCCUCCAGAAAACUAUGUGCCAAAAACUCAUGGAGAAAUAUUGAAAUCUACAAAAGGCCAUACUGCUUUAGGUGGUGGAGGUCUGGCAUUAUUUGGAACAGGAAGUCUUCACACAUGGGCCAGAAGCGUAGAAGAAGUUAGUAAAAGGUUUACAGAUAACAGAAAGAUAGACAGAAGAAAAUUUAUGGAUGAUAGUGCCUAUAGAGAAACUUACUGGGGUAACUAUGCCACAGGACUUGGUGCUUCACUUCAUGAAUUGGGUCACACCUUUGAUUUGGCUCACACUCCCACAGGAAUCAUGGCUAGAGGGUUUGAUGACAUUCACAGAGUGUUUACAGUUCAGAGGUCAAAAGGCAGCAGGGAAAGUUCAGAUAGAAGCAGAGAGCCUAGCAGCAGCAGAGACAGUCUUCCAAAAACAACCACAAAUGAGGAAAACAGCAAUUCUAGAUGUGACUGCCAUCCUGAACAUAAAAAAUCAAAACAAAUAAGCUCAGGAAGCUCCAGUGAAGAAAGUAUAAUGCAUACCUCCCAUGAAGACAAAGGGAGACAAUCCAGCAUCAGUCCAUCUAGUGCGCCUUGCAAACUUUAUUUUAAUAGUCCAAUAAGAAAGCCUUCCUCCAUUGGCAGCAGUAGUGUAUCACCUCAACCUUUAGUUGUCAAACUAGAAACAGGGUUUAAGUCCAAAAAAUCACCUUCAUCAAUGACAAUUAGUAUUAAGAACUAUGAUGGAACAGAGAAACAUCAGAUGUUACGUCAUGAAGAUGGAUUUGAAGUUGUGACAGAACUGCUCCUUAGCCAGGAAGGGAAGCUACUAAACAAAACUUGUAGACGAGAAAGAACAAGUUCCUGCUCCUCCACCAGUUCUACCUCAGCGCCUCAGUCACCUGUUCGUUUGCCUUCACGGUCUACUUCACAGUCACCAAUGACAACAGUGCCAGCCAUGUUACCUAACUCUCCAGAGGAACCAAUCAGAAUUCCAGAUAUUAUGUACCAAGAUGGUGGAGCCCAUUGGUAUAGGUCAUCUGCUGUACUUUUACAUUACCAUAAAUGGUUUAAUCAGAAUAGUCAAUGCAAUCAGAAAUAUUUACCGUCUGUCUCAGGGAGUAAAAUUAAAGCACCAUGUGGUCUUCGCCUAGUGGAGCUGAGAAAAGAUCCAGAAGGGGUGGUGUUCCAUCAUUGGGAGUUCAUUCAUGAUCCACCUCCAAUGACUUUCACUUUGAAACUGUCCCGUAUUCAUAACAUGCCAUCUAGUGCCAUUACUAUUGUUGUUUUGAUUGAGGACAGCAGGGGAAAUAUACUGAAAAGGAAAAUGAAAGUAGAAGACCUUGAACCAUAAUCAGAAAGUUGUCUAAACUUAUUCCUACCUGGAAGGUGGUAAAAUAUGUUUAUCACAUAAUUUUAGAAAUGUUCAAACUAAUUUAACUUUUGACAGGGUAUACAUGUAUUCAUAUUUUAUGGUACUUAAUUGUUGUUUUAUAGGAAGGAGACUAUGAAAAUUAUUACUUUUUAUUUUUUAUCCCAUUUCAAAGUAUUUUAAAAUGAAAUUGAAUUAAGAUUUUUUUUUAAUUUUCUGUUCUAUUUCCAUGAAACAAACUGAAACUAAUGUUAAUUUUGAAAUUAGAAUAUACCGAAUAUACCUGCCUUUGAAUUUUAUAAACUUUAAGUUUUAAUAAUAAGAGACAACAAAUAUUAAUACAUUGAAAGCAACUACAUUAUUAAUUGAUAUUAAUUUUUGAUAAUUUAUUAAUUUUGAUAUUAAGUAAUUGCAUAUUAGCCUUAAUUGAAAAGUUAUAUGGAAUAUAUUAGAUUCACUCUUUCAUAUGAAUCUCAAUGUUUUUAAUUAUUUAUUUAAUGGUGACUUCCUUUAUAGAAAAGAGGCAGCUUCGGGAAGAAUUUAUUUAUUUUUAAAAAUACCCGCCACAAAACAAUGAAGAAGUCUACAUCUUUACUUUAAUAGUUGGCUUUCAUAGAAAAUAGUAAAGUCACAUUUUAAAAUUUCAAAUUUGAAGGCAGUCAUGACGGUACACAUUAUGUGAUUCUAUUGAAAAUAACCCUUCAGUUGAGUGAAUCACAAUGAAACAGGGUGAUUUCUGGUGAUUUAAAAUGAUAACUCUGCUUUAUGACCUUUACGUUUAUUAUCUGUGAAAACAAAGAAAUAUUUUAGAGUGAAUCAACACCUGCAAUCACCAGCAUUCACUUAGAAAUAUCACUGCACCAGUGGAUUAUACCAGAAUCAUCUUGUGUGUACUGUAUGUGUGCAAAUAAUAAAUUUUGACACCUUAGUUGUUAUUUGAUAACCUCUGCGCUGAAAUUACUUGUUGAUUAUGUGAAUAUUGUCCUCGUAUCUUAAAGAGCAUUGAUGACUAGAUGUACCAUGAAUGGCGAUAUUAUAGAUUUAUAGUUUACUUUUGUUUUUAUAUUUAUUAACUGGGUCAAUUGUUUUAUAUAUAUUAACUGGGUCAAUUGUUUUAUAUAUAUUAACUGGGUAUAUUUAUGUUUUUCUAAUGUAUUACCUCUCUUGUUGAUCAUUUGUGAAGAUUUUUGGAAGAAAAGUUUCAAAUUUUAAUCCACUUAUAAGUGACAGGAAUGUAUAAUGAUGGUUGUUAGUCCAUAGUUUAUCCACAUUUUUUCCUGAAAGAUUGACAGAAUCUUCAGUACCUAGUGGCAUUAUGAACACAAUGUUUCAUUUUUAUUCAAAUAUUUUUCACAUUUUCCAUACCAAAACUUUGGACUAUGCCAUAUAUAUAUCAUUAAGCAGUAAUGAUUGUUUAAUUGCUUUGAAUUAGUUUUGACAUAUCGUUGGUGGAUAUUUUGCUGUAUAUGCCAUAUAUGGGUUGAAUUUAAACUUUGCUUAUAUUUUAUAUUUAUUUUUGGCAUUUUAUAAUGGUUUUCACAUUUUAAAAGUUUUAUACUGUUGAUUUUUGCUAAGCUUUGGUAAAUUAAUGGAAGGCCUUAAUCAGUCCCUUUUCUAUAAACCAGGUAUUGUAUUUUAGAAUUUGUUUCAUCAUCAUGAAAUUUGAUCUCAUAGGGUAAUUUAUUUUUAUACUUCAUCUAUUUUUGUUAUAAGCUGAUCUCAAAAAUGGCUUUCAGUUUCAAAUAGCAUUUAAAUUCUAAACCAAUUACUCCAUGUUUGAAAAUACCAUUGAAAUUUUAUUUAUAGACAAAGUUAAUGAACUAGAUUUUACUUUAUGACCCCUUUUUUGUGUACAAUUUAUAACAAUUUUUUUUGUCUGUAGUUUACUCUUUUUCAGACAAUGCCAAAUUGAGCUUUUAAAAAAUAUUUUAAUUAGUCUGGCAGAAGAAGACAUUUAGCAUUCUUAUUUUUAUAAAAUAUACCAUUUAUACUGUAAAAUGGGACUUUUUCCAACAGGAUUAUUUUUGCUAAUUUUGCAAUCAAGUAAAAAGUACAAAAAUAUCCCCUUGACAUAAAUUUACUGUAUCAGAAAAAUCAGAGACAGGAACAAGAAAAACAUGAAAAUAAAACCACACUAACAUGUUUUGCAUUAAAAAUUGUAAAUUUUAAACUAAAAAUUAACCCUUUACAGUGUAUUAACCCUAUUGCCUUAAUUUCAUCACCUUAUGAUAAUUAGAUAUUGUGUUAUUUGCAUAGCCUUGUAUACAUGUGCCAUAUUCAUAAUACAGCAAACCGACACAAAGAUAAACAACCUUGAAAGAAAUUUUGCAUAGCAAAUUUUAGGGUUAAUAGUUCAAUGCAAGUUCUGAUGUAACUUUCAUAGAUUAAAAGGAUAAGGUUAAGAGUUUUUUUAAUGGAAAUAUAUUUUAUAUCCUUAGUAAAAAUAAUUCUUAGAUAAACAAUGUCUUGUUCUCUGACUCUCAAUAGUUUAGAAAUUACACUUACUUAAGAAAAAGUCUUUCUAAAUUACUGUCAUGAUGAAAUGACAAAUUAAAAAAAAUAUUUCAAAUGAUUGAAAUAUAUCUAACAGUAUGGCCCUUUAUAUAGAAGAGCAAUAACAGAGGAUGCGUGUUAAGUUGACAUUACUUUUCUAAGUCAUAUUUCGAUUUCGAUGACCUGAAAUUUGAUAAAGAUCAUUUAAAACAAAACAGGUUGUUUCAUUUGGUAAUGUGUGUGUGUACAGGGGUGGCUGUAUUUCUAAUAAAAGAACUGAAGUUUUACAUGUCUUUGCAAUACAUACCCCUGAAUAUCAUUUUUAAAAACUUAAGUACUAUAACCACCAUAGAAAAGUAAUUUAAGGAGGUAGACCUGGGUUGAGGAACAAAAUUCUUAAAAAGAAUAUAUUCUAAGAUUGUAAGUUACACAGAUUAUUUUUAUUCUGUUUCACAUUAAUGCUUAAAAAAGCAUUGAUGGAAUUAAUUUAACAAACACAUUACUGAUUAAGGAGUGAUCUAUCUAAACCCAGGUCUGCAUCCUAAAAGAAUGGGAUAAAUGAUUAUUUGCACAGCAGAGGCUUUAAUAAAUGAUUACUUUCACUAUGAAUAAUUUGUAGGUUUGAACGUGCAUCUCUUUAGUUUGAACAAAAUAAUGACAAGCUUACAGCACCCUUUUUUCAGCAAAAUUGGAGAUUGAACAAAAAAAUCCUAUACCUCACUCUAGAAUUUGUAUAAGUGCCAAUUUAAAUACCAAAGUGAAUGUGUUAUUUUAAAUAACAGACUUUUUUCAAUCAUUUCUGGCGGUUUGUAUUACCUUUCAAGAAAUGAUUGAUAAUACUUAAAUCAUAUUGCUUUCAGGUAAAUUCAAUCUUCUAUUUCCAGCAGAUAGAAUUUUUUUAUAAAUUUCGCCAAAGUAUAUUUUAAGAAUAUUUUUUUUAAAAGUAAAUUAAGAAAUAUGUUAUUAUCUUUUUUUAUAUAUAUAUUGAUUUUUGAAGACUCACAGUUAUGUGAAACCAAGACAGGAAAAUUUUAAAUGUUUUUUUUAAAAAUAAGAUAAAGGGACAAUGAGAUUUCCGCUUUCGCUUUUUUAUGCAUAUACAAAAUUGGUUAAUCCAAGACAUGAUUUUAGUUUUUUUGUGAAGAAAACUAUAGUUCUGAGUGCCUUCUAUAAGAAAAUCGCUAAUUUAUUAAUCUAAAAUUCAGAAAUUAUUUAGAAACAAAGGUUCCAACUCCCUCAGUCAAAGUUAGAAGAAAUUGUAUGUUCUUAUUAAGCACCUUUUGGUCAUAUAUCUCUUAAUGUUUUUAUGUUUUUAUACAAUUCUACCAAUGAACUGUUUUGGUUUGAGUUUUCCUGAUGAUGGUACCUUUAAAUCCAGAAAAGUGCUACAGAUGCACAAAAUUUAUUAGUGCUAUUUUCAUCUACAGUAUCAAGACAAGAAAAUUAUUAACUUUUUUAAAUCAAAAUCUUGCUGAUUUGAUAAAAAAAUAUCUGUUCCCAGCCUUUGAAACAUUCAAGUUCAUAUAUGUCCAAUGUAUCAGUGUAUAUCUUUAUUAGACUGAAUUACCAAUAUAUUACAGAGGCAGAUUUUGUAAGGGGGUGUCCCCCCUAAAUGGAGCUUCAUAUAUGAUAAAUGCAUUGAAUUUUUACAAGUAUUACUCCAAACAUUGGUUUUCCAGGGGCCUCUCUUUUUUUCAAAAUCCUGGAUCGGACCUGUAUUAUAAAAUGAAAAGUGCCAUGUUAUAUAUUAUACUCCUAGAUCUCGUAUAAAUAGAUAUAUUUUUCAUUCCAUAUCGUGUAUUAAAUGUGAUAUAUAUUUUAGCUCAGAUUGUUAUUGUAAUUUUGUUUAUUGUUUUAGAAAUAAUUUUGUUGGGGUAUAUAUUUGUAUCUAUAGUUAAUUUGUAAUAUAACUAAAGUUUAGUCUUAAUUAAAUCUUCGGCAUAUUUUUGUGUAUGGUAAUAAGAUAUUUACCUUCGUAAAUUGAUUUGUUUUUUAUGCAAUUUUCAGUUGUUUGUGAAUUUUAGACAGAAUACGUUAUUGUUAAAAAAAGUCUUGAUGGUGUAAGUUAUUAGUUGUAAAAUAGAGUAAUUACAGAUGACAUAAUAUUAUUACUCUUAAAUUUAAAACAGUUUUUGUUUAUUUCUGUUGAAUAUUUAAAUAUGAGGAGAGGCAUCAGAAUGAGUCACCCAAAUUGCCAGAAUUAAAUGAAACUUCACCAGCAAAAGUGAAUUUUAUAAUUAAAACACUGUUUUUAUGUUGAGUGUUGAUACCAAGUAAUCCCUUUUAAAUCUAUAUUAUUAAUAAUCAUAAUUAAAUAUUUUUAUUUUUCAAAAAUAGAACAGGCAUACAUUUCUUUCCACUUGUGUUCACUCUGUGGUGCUAUUUAAAAAAAAGAAAAUCUUUACAAAUGUGGAAUAAAGAUUAAAGUUUAGUCAAAACUUUAUCAGAUUUUUUAUAUGUAUAGUUUUCUGAAAUAUUUCGUUUUGAUUAAGUUGAAAAUCAUAGGGCAGUAAUGGAAAAUAUGAAUACCCUUAUAGGUUUUGGAAUGAAAGGAAAACACCAUUAAAUUACAAUGUUUGACAUUUUUUUACAACUGACCAGUGCAUGUUAAAUUGUUAAACAGCUUUAACAUAUGUUAAACUUUGGUACCUUAGCUCAAAUAAUACAAAUAUUACAAUGAGGGGGCAAAUUACAUAUUUUCACAAUAAACAGUCCAUAUGAUAUCUUGCAGGUAAAAAAAAAAAUAUUUUAAGACAACCUCGAUAUAAAUGAUUUAUAUAUGUAUGCCUUUCAUAAAACUAAUAGAAUAUUUCACACAUUGUUUCAAGCAUUUAGAUAUUUGAUGUAUCUACAAUAUUUUCAAAAUCUCUUAUAUGUUAACUGCAAUACCAGUAUAUAACUUUUUUUUUCUUCAGAAUUUUGGGCUUGCAACUUCAUGUUUGGUUUGGCCUUCUAACAUUUUUUAUUGAUGAGUCUUAUGCAGAGGAAAUUGUGUCUGGCAUAACAAAUUAUGUGCCUAGUAUCUUUAAUUACUAUGUUAUUUAACAUCUAUUUAGUUUUUGAAAUGGCUGCUUUUAACUGUGUUUAAACUAAAAAUGCUCAAAUUUGAUCUAUUAAGGUGGUACAUAACACUACAGGGAGAUAACUCUGUAAAAAUCAGCUGAUCCUUUUAAUCACGUUCUAUUGUUAAGGAAAUAUUCAGCUUCUUAACGAUCAAAAUUGGUGUUUGUCAAACUGCUAUAUAUCCAAUGAAAUUUUUUCGAUAAAGUGUGUGGUUCAAGUUUUUUGAAAUUUUUAUAUUUUUGUCAAAGGGUCAAAGUAAAUAUUUUGUCAAAAUUUUAUGAAAAUUAAAAUUAAUUUUAGUCAAGGUGUUUGGUACCACCUUAAAGCUUAAGUCGCUAGAACCUAACCAUUUUCAAAUUGAACUGACCAAAGAAUUAGUGAAGACCUUUAUUAGUUUUGGUGUAAUAUAUCAUGUACAUGUAGUUUGUCUAUUUAUAAAUAUAAAUGUUAAAUCAGGUAUUAUAUAACAAUUAUUGAUGAUAUUAUAUAAUGAGUUCGUCUAUAUAUUUAUUUGUGGACUAAAUUGUGUUAAAAUACACAAGCUUUGUUUAUAUUAGUUAAGUUAAAAUCUCUAUUUUUUAUAUCUGGACUAAUUUUGAUCAAAUUUGUCUUUUGUGAUCAUUCAUUUCUAAAUAUUUGAAGUUAAUCAGUUAUAGAAUAUAUGAAAUGUAACAGUUUCAGCUUUAAACUUAAUAAUAUGUUGAUUCUGGGUGCAGACAUUUUGACAUAUAAAAGGAGUAUUUGAUCCAAUAAUAAGAACAUUUUUAAAAAAUGUUAUACAGACAGCAAGCUCAGACACCUGUCACAGAUUUAGAAUAAUAACGACAUUCAUGGGAAGUGAUAAUUGAGCUGCGUCGCAUAGAAAUCAACCUUUUGCAAAUGAAUAUCAAUACAUCUUGUUAACCUAUUUCGGGUUGAAAAAUCUCUAUGGAAAGUCUGUAACUGUUUGAAAAUUGAGUUGUUACAAGAACACUAUAAAACAGACCAAAAUUCAUCUUUUAUUUCAUUUUUGAAUAUUCCAAAAUCAAUUAAAGUCUUAUACAUGUACAUUUAUACGUGCACUUGCUAAAUUGUCCUGUGAUUUAUUAUAGAAGACAUAAAUCUGGUCUUUAUGUUCAUGGUACUUGAUUUGUGUGGCAUUUUCUUCUUCAUUAAGUCCAACUCCCUUAAUGUCUAUUCUUGUAUGAACUUUAUAUUGAUGAAGUUUUUUGUUUUUUUUUAUUUAAAGUCAUUGUGGAUUUAAAAUCAGCAGUCUAUACAUUGAAUCAUGAAAAAUAAUCUUCAAGCAACAGUACUUAUUAUUGCAUAUAUUUUCAUUGUAUUAUCUUCAGGAAUCUGAAAUCCACACAUUUUGAUGGCAUGUCCAUCAAAUUUGAAACUGAUUGUGCAGCUAGAUUGUCACAUGACUCGCAAAACAUAACACAAGUUUGCCUGCUUGUUCUUUGAACUUGAUUUGGUAAAAUAUUUGUCAUCUAUGUGAAGUCCAAUUUUCUUAAUGUCUAUUAAUUUGUGAUUCUCCGAAAAAAAAUAAGUGUGAAAUAUAUUUAUAAUAAGAUUAAUUGUGGUUUGCAUUCCAUACAACCAGAUUCUGUCAACAAUAAACAUGGCAUACAUUUUCAUUCUGUUUUCAUCUGAAUUUUAUAGUUUUACAUACAAAGAGUGAAGUCCACAUCUUUUGAUGGCAUGUACAUCUGAUUUGGAAAUCUCUGUACAGCUACAUUGCCAACUUUUUGUCUUACAAAACAAGACACAAGCCUGUCCAGUACGCUCUUUACACUUGAUAAUGGUCAAGUGUCCUUGUUCAGUGUGAAGUCAACUUCUUUUACGUCUAUGAUUUUAUGAUCCUCUAUAAAACAAGAAAGUGUUGAAUAUAUAUUUUUGCAUAUAUUUUCAUUUUAUUUUUUUCUGACUUUAUGAUUAGUGAAUGCUAAGAGUAUGAAGUCCAUACAUUUCAAUGGCAUGUCCAUCUGAUCUGAAAGUCAUUUUACAGUUAGAUUGUCACAUAUUGUAUUACAAAACAAGACACAAGCCUGUUGAGAAUGUUCUUUACACUUGACAUUGCUAAAGUUUUCUUUUUCAGUGUGAGGUCUAACUUCCUUAAUGUCUGUGAUUUUAUGAUGACUAGAAUUCAGCUUACAAAACAUGACACUAAUCUAUCCUGCAUGUCCUUAACACUUGAUUUUGAGAAAGUUUCCUUCUUCAGUGUAAAGUACAACUUCCUUUAUAUUUAUGAUUUUGAGAUCCUUACAAAAAAUCAAGUGUUGAAUAUAUUUAUAGUAAGAUUUAUGGUGGAUUGCAGUUAACAGAACAGUACACAUUUGCAUACAUUUUCAUUUCAUAUUUAUUCUAACUUUUAUGAUUUAUGAAUAUAAAAGAGUAUGAUUCCACACAUUUCAAUGCCUUGUCCAUCUGAUAUGAAAGUUUGUGUACAUCUAGAUUGUUAUAUCUUGCAAAAUACGAAAAAGGUCUAUCCUGCAUGUUCUUAAAACAACAUUGCAUAUUUAUUCAUUUUAUUUUCUUCUGACUUUAAUGAUUUUGCAUACUCAGAGUCUGAAUUCCACAUAUGUUGAUGGCAUGUCCAUCUGAUUUGAAAGUCUUUGUACAGCUACAUUGCCACAUGAUUUACAAAACAAGACACAAGCCUGUCCUGAAUGUUCUUUACACUUGAUAUUGGUAAAGUCUCCUUCUUCUGAAUGAAGUCUGACUUCUUUUAUGUCUAUAACUUUGUGAUCCUCUGUAAAAUGAUAAAGCAUUGAAUAUUUAUUUUAAAUAAGAUUUAUUGUGGAUUGCAGUUAAUACAAUAAGAUUCAGUCAACUGUACAUAUUCCAUACAUUUUCAUUUAUUUUUUUUUCUGACUUUUAUAGUUUUACAUUCUAAGAGUCUGAAGUCCAUACAUUUUGAUGGCAUGUCCAUCUGUUAUGAAAGUCUUUGUACAGCUACAUUGCCACAUGAUGUGUUACAAAAGAAGACACAAACCUGUCCUGAAUGUUCUUUACACUUGAUGUUAGUGAAGUAUCCUUCUUCAGUGUGAAGCCCAACUUCUUUAAUGUCUAUGAUUUUAUGAUCCUUAGAACUCAGCUUACAAAACAAAACAUAAGCCUGUUGAGAAUGUUCUUUACACUUGAUAUUAGUAAAGUUUCCUUCUUCAGUAUGAAGUCCUACAUCUUUUAUGUUUAUGAUUUUGUGAUCCUCUGUAAAAGAAAUAAAGCGUUGAAUAUAUAUUUUAAAUAAGAUUUAUUGUGGAUUGUAGUCUAUACAACAACAUUCAGUUAACCUUACACAUUGCAUACAUUUUCAUUUUAUUUUCUGCUGACUUUGAUAGUUUCUAUAUAAGAGUCUGAUGUCCACACAUUUUGAUGGAAUGUCCAUCCAAUUUUAAAGUCUUAGUAUAGCUAGAUAGCCACAUGAUGUCUUACAAAAAAGACACAAGUCUGUUGAGAAUGUUCGUCACACUUGAUAUUGAUGAAGUUUCCUUCUUCUGUGUAAUGUAAAUCUUGUUUUAUAUCUUUUAUUGUGUGAUCCUCUGUAAAAAAAAAAUUAGGCUUUAAAUAUAUAUUUUUAAAAAGAAUUAUCUGGAUUGCAGUCUAUACAGUAUACGAUCAGAUUCCGUUAACCUUACAGAUUGCAUACAUUUUCAUUUUAUAUUCUUCUGACUUUAUGAUUUUUGCAUACUAAGAGUCUGAAGUCCAUACAUUUUGAUGAGAUGUACAUCUGUUAUGAAAGCCUUUGUACAGCUACAUUGCCAUAUGAUGUUUUACAAAACAAGACAUAGGUCUGUUCGAUUGUUCUGCACACUUGAUUUUGGUAAAGUUUCCUUCUUCAGUAUGAAGUCCAACAUCUUUUAUGUCUAUGAUUUUUUUAUCCUCUGUAAAGUAAAGCGUUGAAUAUAUAUUUUAAAUAAGAUUUAUUGUGGAUUGCAGUCUAUACAAUAAGAUUCAGUUAAUCAUUCACAUUGCACACAUUUUCAUUUUGUUUCUUCUGACUUUUAUAGUUCUUGCAUAUAAAGAGUCUUUAAGUCCACACAUUUUUUUGGCAUGUCCAUCUGAUUUGAAUGUCUUUGUACAUCUAGAUAGCCACAUGAUGACUUAUAAAAUACACUUUAACAAAUUGUUUUCACUAUAUAUUUACUUAUCUUUCAGUUGUCACAUAUCAAUAAGUCACAUUGGUUACAUUUCCAGUGGACUUUAUUCUGGCUUUGAAAUUUUUACAAAUUUUAAGUAUACUUAAUGUACAUUAACAAACAUAUUGUCUCAUUUUUUUAUCUCCCAUGUCCCUAAGACUUCAAGAUUUUAGAUUCAACAAUUUUUCACAUUAUUUUUACUCUUUUUUUUGUCAUUUUAAGAAAGGUCUGAAGUCUAUACCUCAGAUUUAGCGAUUCCUCUGAUUUUAUGCAAUUUCAUUUUAUUUAUUUUGUCUUAAUAUAAGCUGUUAUUGCAUACAUAGAGUAUGUAGUCCAUACAUCCCUGUUGUAUGAUCAUCUGAUUUGGAAGUUAUUGCACUAUUAAAAUAUUGUUAUUUGUCACAAGUUUUACAGAACAUGGAGCAGUUCUGUCUGUCACUUCCUUAGCUAUCAAAAUUCGUUAAGUUCAUUUCAAAUCAAACAUCCCUGAUAUUAAUUAUUUUGAGAUCCUUCAAAAAAUGAAAAUUGAAUAUAAUUUUAAUUAGAGAAAUUGUGGAUUUAGAGUCUGCAGUCUAUACACUUCUUGAUUAAAACAUUUUGCUUUAAGUGCACAUAAGAAAGAAUGGUCAAAUUGCCAUUACAAAGAACUAAUUCUUUAACAAUUUUAUUGGUCCCCAGCACUUUUUUUUACAGUUGUCACACAUAAGUAAGGCACACUGUAUACAUUUCCAGUUGAUUGUAUUCUUUCCUAAAUGUUUGUACUCAUAUUGUAUAUAAAAAAAGUUUUUAUCUGUCAUGUCCAUUGAUGACACUAGCACUUGUUCUUAUCAGUUGUCACACAUUAAUAAGUCACACUGUAUACAUUUCCAGUGGAUUGUAUUCUGUCUAUACAAUUUUUAUCUGCCAUGUCCCUGGUACUUUAAAUUUUUAUGCGCUUCUUAAGGAUAGGUUAAAGUAUAUAACAUUGAAUAUUUAGCAUGCAUAAAAUUAUCCGUAUCUGUUCAUCAAAUGUUCUUUAUUUGCAGUUAGUGCUCAUAAAAAUGUGUCAUCUAUAUGUUUCAAUUUUCAGCGUUUUUUUUUUUUCUUUUUUUAAAUUGCACAUAACAAAGAACAUUUCCAUCAUCAUGUUUUAUUGAAAUCGAACAGGUAUAUACAUAGACACCUUGAUUGUACAGACAGUAAGAUUAUCUGGAAGGUUCUUAUUGCUUGAAGUUUGUCAAAUCUUCAGUACAAAUCCCCAUUUCUAUGAUAUCUAUUAUAUAACAGUUCUUAGAAUACACAUUUGAAUCCUGUUAUUUCUGCACAGUUAGUGCACAUGAGAAUUUCCAUUCUUCACACUUCCAUUUUAUAUUUUGUGUUUUUCUUGUUAAUUGCACAAUAAAAGUUCACAGUUUAUGCAUUUCCAUUUGAUUUUUUUGUGUGAAAAAUCUUUUCUCUUUCUUUGUUUCUACAGAUAGUACACAUGAGCAUUUCACAAUCUUCUCACUUCCAUUUUAUAUAUUAUGUGUUUUACUUGUUAUUUGCACAAUAAAAGGUCACAGUUUAAGCACUUCCAUUUGAUUUUUUCUGUGUGAAAAAAUCUUUUCUCUUUCGUUGUCUGUACAGUUAGUACACAUGAGAAUUUAACAAUCUUCACACUUCCAUUUAAUAUUUUGUGUUUACUCAUUGAGGGACAAUACAAACAUUUCUAUUAAUUUUUUCUGUGUAAGAAUUUAUUUUUCUUUGUCUGUACAGUUAGUACACAUGAGAAUUUCAGUCUUCACACUUCCAUUAAUUAUUUUGUGUUUUUCUUGUUAAUUGCACAAUAAAAGUUCACAAUUUAAGCAUUUCCAUUUGAUUUUUCUGUGUGAGAAAUUAUUUCUCUUUGUCUGUACAGUUAGUACACAUGAGAAUUUCACAUUCUUCGCAUUUCCAUUUUACAUUUUUCCUUUUACAAGUUAUGGCACAAUCAAAGUUCACACUCAAGACAUUUCCACUUAUUUUUUUCUGUGUUUGAAAUAAUUUGGUUCUAUUUCUCUACAUGAAAAUUUUCAGUCAUCUCACUUAUAUUUUAUAUUUCAUGUUUAACAAGUUAAGUCACCGUGAUAUAGCCUUUUUGUGCUGAUGAGGCUAUAGGCAAUCACCAAUCAGUCAAUCAAUUUAACAAGUUCAGGCACAGGAAAAGUUUGCAAUUCCAAUAUUUCCAUUUAGUUUUUCUGUGUUUGAAAUAACUUCUAUCCUUUUGUCUGUACAGUUAUUUCAGAUGAGAAUGUCACAAUCGUCAGGCUUCCAUGUUUAUAUUUUGUGUUUCAAAAUAAAUGUUCACAAUCCAAACAGUUCUUUUUUUCUCUGUGUGAUAAACUGCUUCUCUUCCUUUGUCUGUAUAGUUUGUACACAUGAGAAGUUCAAAGUCUUCACACUUUUAUUUUAUAUUUUGUGUUUUACUAGAUACAGCACAAUAAAAGUUCGCAAUUCAAACAUUUCCUUUUGAUUUUUUCUUUGUCUGUUCAGUAAGUACACAUGAGCAUUUCACAUUCUUUGCACUUCCAUUUCAUAUUUUGUGGUUUACAGGUUAAGGCACAAAUAAAGUUCACAAUCCAAAUAUUUCCAUUUAAUUUUUUCUGUGUUAGAAAUUAUUUCCCUUUCUUUAUCUGUUCACAUGAGAGUUUCACAGUCUGAACACUUCCAUUUUAUAUUUUGUGUUUUUCUUGUUAAUUGCACAAUAAAAGUUCACAGUUUAAGCACUUCCAUUUUUUUCUGUGUGAGAAAUUAUUUUCUCUUUGUUUGUACAGUUAGUACACUUGAGAAGUUCACAGUCUUCACACUUCCGUUUUAUAUUUUGUGUUUUACUAGAUACGGCACAAUAAAAGUUCACAAUUCAAACAUUUCCAUUUGAUUUUUUCUUUGUGAAAAACUAUUUUAUUUCUUUGUCUGUUCAGUUAGUACACAUGAACAUUUCACAUUAUUCGCACUUCCAUUUCAUAAUUUGUGGUUUACAGGUUAAGUCACAAAUAAAAUUCACAAUCCAAACAUUUCCAUUUAUUUUUUUCUGUGUAAGAAAUUAUUUCAUUUCUUUGUCUGUUUAGUAGGAACACAUGAGAAUUUCACAUUCUUUACACUUCCAUUUCAUAUUUUGUGUUUACUUAUUAAGGCACAAAUAAAGUUCACAAUCCCAACAUUUCCAUUUAUUGAGUGAGAAAUCAUUUCUCUCCUUUGUGUGUACAGUUAAUACAAAUGAGAAUUUCACUGUCUUCAAACUUCCAUUUGAUUUUUCGUUUUAUACUUGUUAAGGCACAAUAAAAGUUCACAGUCUAAACAUUUCCAUUUAAUUUGUUCUGAGUGAGAAAUCAUUUCUCUCCUUUGUGUGUACAGUUAGUACACAUGAGAAUUUCACUGUCUUCACACUUCCAUUUUGUAUCUCGUGUUUUAUUGUUAAGGAACAAUAAAAGUUCACAGUCUUUCAAACAGUUCCAUUUAAUUUGUUCUGUGUGAGAAAUUAUUUUUCUUUCUGUCUCUCUGCAGUAAGUACACAUGAUAAUUUCACUGUCAUUGCACUUCCAUCUUAUAUUUUGUGUUUUUCUAGUUUAUUACACAAUAAGAAAAAAUACGAUUUAAUAUGUUUAAGCAUUUUCACUUAAUUUUAUCUGUGACAGUACUUUUAUUUCUUUGUACUUUUGAGUUGAUAGUGCACUAUAGAAUUUCACAGUACUUCCAUUUUAUAGUUGUGAUUGUUUUCCUAGUUGUCACUCAAUAAAAGUUCGCAAUCCAAACAUUUCCACUUGAUUUUAUCUGUGUGUGCAACUACUUUUUUUUUUUGUACUUUUGAGUUGGUGCACAUGUGAAUUUCAGAAUCAUCGCACUUCCAUUUUACAUUUUGUGUUUUUCCUGUUAACAAAAGUUUUUAAAGAAAACUUCACAAUCCAAACAUGACAAUUUUUUUAAAAAGUCAUGAAACCUACUUAUUAUAUGUCAAUAAAACUAAGUCGCAAGUAAUACCUUCUCUGAAAUUAUUGCACAUUUUAAUAAAAACACAAUUAUAGUUCAAAUUCCUCACAAUCUCAUUUAUGUUUUAUUAUCAAGUUCACAUUUUGUACAUUUUCAUUGAAUUAGGUGUUUUUAAAAGUCAGUAUCAUUAAAACUUCUGACCACUAGUCUCAACACAUUCUUUUUCUUUCUGUUAAAGGUGUACAUAAUUGGGAUGAUUAAAGUAUUUGCAGAACAGAACAGGAGUAAAAAAAAUGAAAGAUUUCUUAAAACUUUUUUUUUAAAAAUACAGCGAUUAUAAUUUAGUAAGUCAAACGUGUGUAACAGAGAUGGCAAGUUUGUCAAAUGAUUUACAACAGAGACAACUCUUUGUGGCUUAGUUUUCAAAAGAGCAGAUUUGUUCAACAUGUUAUUCGCACUUCUUAUACCAAAACUUCAUCUGUAUGAUGCCCAAUGCCUUAAAUUUUGUCUUGAAGUUAGAAUUUCUAGAAGGUUUGAAAUAUAUAAUAUUAACUUUGUCUGCUUAUUAAAAGCCUUGCAAGAUUUAGUGUACUAUUAGAUUUUUCAGGACUAACUUGAGAUUAAACAGCAGGAAAGUAUUGAAAAAAAUUACUGAUUAAGACAUGAAAACUCAAUAAAAGAUCACAAUCUAUGCACUUCCAACUGGUCUUUUCUUAUAAUUUCUUUUAACUGUUAAAUUUAGAGUCUAGAUAUUUCCAUUUUAUUUUUUAGUUAUUGAAAGUUUAAUUCAAAUUUUAUACAUGUGUACCAUGCUUUAUAAAAGUUAUAAAAGUGGCAGAAAAUACAAAAGGGACAAUCAGAUAUGAAAAUUAAUUCAGUGGCUUCUCAAGACACCUCUAUAAGAGCUUUGCAGUCUAUGUAUUUUCAAAGUUUUUAGUUUCUGUAAAAAUUUAAAUCAUACCUAUUACAAUGUAUUUAAAGUUUCUCUUAAUGGUUUCUCUGUUUAUUUAGUUAGUGUACAAUAAAUAACCACAGUCAAUACACUUCCAUUUUAUAGGUUUUCUUUAAGUGCACAUGGAAAGUUUGCAUUUUAUUUCAUUUAUUUCUGUCUCAAAAUAAAGUGUACCUAAAAAUUCCUGUGGGUGUCUUAAAAAGGCCUUUGUGAGUCAGAACAUCUGCAGUAUAUGCAUUUUAUUCAAGAAGAUCACAAGAUAAGUCUGCAUUUAAUUUUUCUUUUUAAAUGGUUUUUCUAUUUAAGGAGUCUGGCCAAAUAUUCAGCCAAUUAGAGUCAUAUGAAUCUAAUAUUUAAAAAGAUAUGUUACUACAUAAGAAAAAUUGUGCCCCAAGAUUUGUCUUAAAAAAACCUUUUUUUUUUUAAAUGGGUGUAUUCAAAAAUAGAAAAACGACUUGCAGAUUUUGCAUUUAAGUGUAAAUUUCCUGGAAUAAAUUAGAAAAAUAUAUAUAACUGAUUUUUUGUAUGUCGCACAUAUAAAAAGUUCACAAUCAAGGCACUUCCAUUUUAUGUUUCUUAAUUCUGUAAUUGGAACCAGAGAUACAUCUCUGUUGGAACAUAAUUAAGUUCGAAAUCUCAAUUUUCAAGUUCAAUUGACUCUUUAAUCAGUACUUGUUAAAAAAUUUCAGUCCACACUUCUCCCUUUAUACAUUGUCUUUUAAGUUGUUGACAGUAAAAGUUAUCAAGGCACUCCAAUUUUAAAAUAUAAAUUUUAGAAAGGUUUAUGAUAGGUGUCUGAGCUAGAUUAAUGGGAGAGAAAGUAUGUCAAUUUUUAAAAGACAGCAUUUCUGUGUUUCAUAUAUAUAUAUAAUUCAACAUUUGUAUUGCUACAGGAAUGAAUGUUUGGUUAUAUUUUAUUUACCAAAAUGUCUUUAACAAUUUCACGCUUUAAACAAAAUGACUUGGAAUGUUUAGUUUUAAAAAGUAUUUUUUAUUUUAUUUCUUUGUCUGUUCAGUAAGUACACAUGAGCAUUUAACAUUCUUUGCACUUCCAUUUCAUGUUUUGUGGUUUAAAGGUUAAGGCACAAAUAAAGUUCACAAUCCAAACAUUUCCAUUUAUUUUUUUCUGUGUAAGAAUUAUUUCUCUUUCUUUAUCUGUACAGUUAGUACACAUGAGUUUCACAGUCUGAACACUUCCAUUUUAUAUUUUGUGUUUUUCUUGUUAAUUGCACAAUAAAAGUUCACAGUUUAAGCACUUCCUUUUUUUUCUGUGUGAGAAAUUAUUUUCUCUUUGUCUGUACAGUUAGUACACUUGAGAAGUUCACAGUCUUCACACUUUCGUUUUAUAUUUUGUGUUUUACUAGAUACGGCACAAUAGAAGUUCACAAUUCAAACAUUUCCAUUUGAUUUUUUCUUAAUUCUGUAAUUGGAACCAGAGAUAUGUCUCUGUUGGAACAUAAUUAAGUUCGCAAUCUCAAUUUUCAAGUUCAAUUGACUCUUUAAUCAGUACUUGUUAAAAAAUUUCAGUCCACACUUCUCCCUUUAUACAUUGUCUUUUAAGUUGUUGACAGUAAAAGUUAUCAAGGCACUCCAAUUUUAAAAUAUAAAUUUUAGAAAGGUUUAUGAUAGGUGUCUGAGCUAGAUUAAUGGGAGAGAAAGUAUGUCAAUUUUUAAAAGACAGCAUUUCUGUGUUUCAUAUAUAUUUCAACAUUUUUAAUGCUACAGGAAUGAAUGUUUGGUUAUAUUUUAUUUACCAAAAUGUCUUUAGCUAUUUCACGCUUUAAACAAAAUGACUUGGAAUGUUUAGUUUUAAAAAGUAUUUUUAUUGUUGUCUUGUAAACAGCAUGCACUUGUUGAAUGAAAUAGUACAAUAUUGCCCUUCAAAGCUUGUGAAACCAAGUCAAAUUUGUUUUCUUUUUUUUUAAGUAUAUUUGUCAGCCACUAAAUACAUAAUCAAGUAAUUAAGUUGAUUUUAGUUUAUAUUUCAUUCGAAGAUGUAUGAAAUUCACAAUAACAACUGACUGAUAUUAUAAAAACUACAUUAAUAGACUGAUCAUCUUAAGAUUUGAUUUCUGUAAAUUCAGAAAUUUUUGCAAUGUUUUUUCCGUUGUCAACAUGUCGGACAAUAACUCAUAAACGCUAUAACCAAUUUUCAUGAGACUUUGGUGAAUUGUUUAUAUCUACUGACGUAAGCUCCCUUUCCACUUACCCAGUAUAUAAAUUUUAGAUUUUACAUUUCUUAUGGGAUUUUAUUCAUAAAAAUUUUUCUAGUUUUUGGACAGUAACUCAAAAAUUCUUUUAGCAGUUUUCAUGAAACUUUUGUGAAUGGUUUAUAUCUAUUAGAAUAAACUGCUUUUAAUUUUUUAUGACAUUGAGGAGUUCUGGAACUUUAUUGUCGAAAAAGCGACAAUGAAUCAUGCGCUCAUGGCACAGCUCUUUAAUAUUAUUGAGAAAAUUGCAACAGGAUAGGUUUUACUAAAAUGAAAAAUCAUAUUUAAAUUCUGAUUGCAUUAUAUGUAUGCUGAAUUUCUGGAAAUCGUAACAAUCAAUCUCCCAUUUUUGCUCAAUGUUAAUGCGAAAAAUUGGGAAAGGAUAGGUUGGCAACAAUGUAAACAUUUGUAUUUUAGAUUCUGAUAGCAAUAUUUGUAAGCAGAAUUUCCGGAAAUUGUAAUAAUCAUUAUCCCAUUUAUUUCAAUCGUUCAAUCAUUGUAAUAAUUAUUGUGCGCUGAAAUUUCUGAAUUUACAUGACUGGUACUUAUAUAACAUGUAUAAACAAUUAUAAAAAAAGAUGAUUACAAGGAUGUAGUUCAUUCCAGACUUCAUUAUCUGUAAAGAAAAAUGUUUGUCUUCAGUAUUAUGUUACUGUACCUUUUAUCUGUUGAAGAGCAAUCAUUGAACACAUAUUUUAUAUUAUGUCAAAAGUCAUACCUUAAAAGGUAAUUUACUGCUGUGAAUUUCUACAAAAAUCAGGAGAUAUAUGGGGAAAUGAUUUUAAGUUUCUUCAGUGAUCAUGUUUAUCUGAAAUAGUAAGAUAUUCGGGGAAAUAGCAUUUUUUUUGUUUCAGAGUAGUUGAGGCUGAUUAAAUAUAAUUUUUGAAAUUAAUAUUAUCUUUUUGUUAAUGAAUAGUUUGGUCCAAAUGGCAUUAUUUGAAAUUGGCAUUUUUAGUCAUGUUAUGAAUAUUUUAGUUAAAGAUUUAUCAGAUUCACACUAAAACAUUUAAGAUCUUAGUCCCAUUUUCAUGUAGAAAAUGUAUUCAUAGAUUGUAUUCGUUAUUUUCUGAUGAUAACCAAUUGUUCUUUAAAGAAAAUCUCUUGCUUUCCUCAUCUAAAGUUUUUUUAAUUGGCUUAAGAUGCUGAAAUUUAAUUUAGUUUUUGACUUAAAUUAUUUAUUAAUUAAAAAGAUUUAAAACAUAUUCAUUAUGGGAUUUUGUCAGAAGUAUUAUAUAAAUAUAUAUAUUAUAUUAGAAAUUCCAUUUGACUUACUCAAGUGAUAUUAGGUAAAUUAUUGCAGCAGAAAUAUAUAUAUGAUAUUUUUAAUCAGUAUCCUUAUUUUAUGCAUAUCGUUUGAUAUUAUGUUGUUUGAGUUCAUUUUAACUUGUUAAUUAUUUAAUUAGAAAAUUAAAUGGUUUAAAUGUA